Messenger RNA from Penicillium longicatenatum, 207 nucleotides. RefSeq lists its product as uncharacterized. NCBI's taxonomy places the organism in Eukaryota, Fungi, Ascomycota, Eurotiomycetes, Eurotiales, Aspergillaceae. The coding region runs from base 1 to 207 and encodes 68 amino acids. The record is from RefSeq and is a predicted model, not a curated record. The transcript is spliced from 2 exons.
AUGCUGUUUCUUCAUGAAAAGCGUCUUUGGACAGGGGUUUAUUUCAUGGGAUACUUCCUCGGUCUGCUCAUUAGACCAAUCAUCAAGGAAAGAAACCAAGGGGUGGAGUCUGAGCAACUGGAAAGUGUCGGACGAGCGACUAAAGUUGGCACUGGGCGACCCUCGAAGUCCCAGUUCAAGCUCUGGCAAGCCCCAGAGGCGGAGUGA